Messenger RNA from Xenia sp. Carnegie-2017, 2178 nucleotides. RefSeq names its product zinc finger protein 862-like. NCBI's taxonomy places the organism in Eukaryota, Metazoa, Cnidaria, Anthozoa, Malacalcyonacea, Xeniidae. Gene Ontology annotation, molecular function: protein dimerization activity. The coding region runs from base 1 to 2178 and encodes 725 amino acids. The record is from RefSeq and is a predicted model, not a curated record. The transcript is spliced from 2 exons.
AUGGCUUCUUCGUCGAAAGGUUGUACUAGCAAAAUUAACACAGUAAUAAAAUGGAUAGAAACAUUAAAUGCCGACUGGCUUGAAUACGAGAAUGAUGGCCAAGUGGUGAAUUCACUGCGCUGUAAAGUUUGUACAAACAAAGAAGACAGAAUAACAAGCGCAAAAAAUUUCUCUCGCACAUUCAUAACAGGAUCAGCUGUUGUAAAGAAAAACACAUUGGUAAAUCAUAUGAAUUCUGAUCAACAUAAGAUAGCAGUUAAGCUAAAUUUGAAAGAAACGUUGAAUGAGAAAUAUGUUGAAGAAUACUUAAACGAAACUCCCAUUGGGCAAGGACUCAACAAAAUGGCAGUUGCUGAUCGCGAAAGGAUGGAAUAUCUCUUUAAUGCCACUUACAAUGUGUGUAAAGAAGAGUUGCCUUUCAAAAAGUAUAUCCCCAUUUGCGAGCUCCUGGAGAAGUGCGGCGUUGAUCUAGGUAAAUGGUAUCGAACAGACCGAUCAGCCGCUGAGUUGUCAGAUCACAUUUCUGGGGUCAUGAAAGGAAAUCUUAAUGAAGAUUUAAAGGAUGCUAGAUAUUUGUCAGUUUUAUGCGAUGGCAGCACCGAUACCAGUGUAAAAUCACAAGAAUUAUUUUACGUGUUAUAUGUGAAUAAGAACGGUCGUAGUACUUGCAAAUUGAUGUCGGUUGAAACAGUUGAAAACGAAGAUGCUGCAGGGCUGAAGGAAGCUAUGAACGAAGCUUUUGCCCGUUUUGGCAUUACAAACUUUGAAUCGAAACUAGCUGCAACUGGUCUAGAUGGGGCAAGUGUUAAUAUGGGGAGAAAUACUGGUUUAGCAGCUCGUCUAAAAGAAGUCGCUCCUUGGCUCACUGUAGUCCACUGCUUCAAUCACCGUCUAGAAUUAGCUGCUGCCAACGCAUUCAAUGCUACGUUUUUUGCACAAGUAGAUGAAAUAUUGCGUCAACUGUUUUCUCUGUACCAGAAGUCACCCAAGAAACUGAGAGAGCUGAAAAAACUAGCUGAAGUGUAUGGAGAAACUGUCUAUAAGCCCAUCAAAGCAAAUGGGACAAGGUGGAUAGAUCACAAAGUGCGCGCCACGAAGGUUUUCCUGGAGAACUACGGCAUGUAUAUGCAGCAUCUUGAGCAGGCAGCAACUACUUCACCUGAUGCCCAAAAGCAGAAGAUAAAUGGCUUCCUAGCUAAAUGGAAAGACGCUCGUUUCCCAAUGUAUGCUUCUAUCUUUGUGGACAUUAUUGGUCCUUUGCGUGUUUUGUCUCUUGGACUACAAACUGACGACAAUGAUCCAGUUAAAGCUUUAAGGAGAAUCAAGGAAUUUGACUGGACUAUGGUCAAGCCUCAAGCUAGUACAUUUGGCAAUGCUACUUUCGAUAAAUUUAGGAAGGAUUGCAAACCUACUAGCGACGACAAGAACCAGAUUUCGUAUCAAGAUGUUGUGCUCACAAAUUAUCCCCGUGCACUAAAUGGAGCUGCGGGACAACGACAAGAGUGGAUAGAUGCGAUUAUCCUCUGUUUGGGCAAUCGCUUUAGUGAUCUUCAAGAGACACCAGUUUACAAACACCUUUGUCCAAUUAUAGACACCCAGUCCUGGCCAGGUGAGGAAGUUAAUUUGGUGAGCUAUGGAGACGAAUCGGUUACGCUACUUGUCGACCACUUCAUUCAGCUUUUGAAGCAUAACGGAUGCGAUGUGUGGCACGAUACGAUGCUGACAGAAUGGAGUGGGCUUAAGUUGUUGAUUUCAGAGACGUAUGGCAGAGCUAUACCAUACUUAGAUGUUUGGGCUGCCAUUCUCUCUUCACCAGUUAGUAAAGAAAAGUUUUCAAACGUUCUUAACAUUGUGGAACUGUUAUUAAUCACGCCCAUCUCUAAUGCUGUGGUUGAGCGAAUGUUCUCAACAAUGGCCAGAAUGAAGCCACAGCUACGUAACAGAAUGCCAAGAGAAAGAUUGGACAGUCUGUUACGAAUUAGUGAGGAGGGUCCAUCAGUGGAAGAUUAUGAUCCAGCUCCCGCAAUAGAGCGGUGGUAUGAACAAAAGAAACGAAGGAUAGGAUAUGGAGGCCACGCUUACCCAGAGAAGCGAAAGAAGAAAGUCAAUACGUUAGACGCAUCAAGCAGCAGCAAACAUGCUUAUUUUUCGGACCAAGACUCGUCAGAAAGUGACUAA